Messenger RNA from Cebus imitator (Panamanian white-faced capuchin), 3367 nucleotides. RefSeq names its product nuclear receptor subfamily 2 group C member 1 (gene NR2C1). The coding region runs from base 119 to 2173 and encodes 684 amino acids. Gene Ontology annotation, biological process: anatomical structure development; negative regulation of transcription by RNA polymerase II; cell differentiation. The record is from RefSeq and is a predicted model, not a curated record. Gene Ontology annotation, molecular function: RNA polymerase II cis-regulatory region sequence-specific DNA binding; zinc ion binding; nuclear receptor activity. The transcript has 14 exons. Lineage: Eukaryota; Metazoa; Chordata; Mammalia; Primates; Cebidae.
GACUCAUGGCGAAAGCGGGCACUGGUGGGACCAGGGGAGAGGCCGACGCUCGGCUUGGGGCCGCAAGCCCUAGCCUGCAUCCUGUCCCUAACUCUCGUGCCUACAAGGGACGGACAGAAUGACGCCCUCCACUUUCAGUUUUCUCUCACGACAAAUCGGACCUGGGUCGUCGCUGCCUGCAGACCUGGAUCUUAUAAGAAGUGGAACGGCCCAGUGUCCUCACUGCACUGAGCACGUCCAAGCUUUCGAUAGCUCUUUUGUUAAGAAAUUCUUCCUCCAAGUCGUGCAGAUACCGUUUUUGUGCAGUAUGAAUGUUGCCAAGUUGUCCCAUAGUCUUCAGACAUUUUGGCAGUUGAUCAUGGCAACCAUAGAAGAAAUUGCACAUCACAUUAUUGAACAACAGAUGGGAGAGAUUGUUACAGAGCAGCAAACUGGGCAGAAAAUCCAGAUUGUGACAGCACUUGAUCAUAAUACCCAAGGCAAGCAGUUCAUUCUUACAAAUCAUGAUGGCUCUUCUCCAAGCAAAGUCAUUCUGGCCAGGCAAGAUGCCGCUCCAGGAAAAGUUUUCCUCACAACUCCAGAUCCAGCAGGUGUCAACCAGUUAUUUUUUACCACUCCUGAUCUGUCUGCACAACACCUGCAGCUCCUAACAGAUAAUUCUUCUCCAGACCAGGGACCAAAUAAGAUUUUUGAUCUUUGCGUAGUAUGUGGAGACAAAGCAUCAGGACGUCAUUAUGGAGCAGUAACUUGUGAAGGCUGCAAAGGAUUUUUUAAAAGAAGCAUCCGAAAAAAUUUAGUAUAUUCAUGUCGAGGAUCAAAGGAUUGUAUUAUUAAUAAACAUCACCGAAACCGCUGCCAAUACUGCAGGUUACAGAGAUGUAUUGCGUUUGGAAUGAAACAAGACUCUGUCCAAUGUGAAAGAAAACCCAUUGAAGUAUCACGAGAAAAAUCUUCCAACUGUGCCGCUUCAACAGAAAAAAUCUAUAUCCGAAAAGACCUUCGUAGCCCAUUAACUGCAACUCCAACUUUUGUAACAGAUAGUGAAACUACAAGGUCAACAGGAUUGUUAGAUUCAGGAAUGUUUGUGAAUAUUCAUCCGUCUGGAGUAAAAACUGAGUCGACUGUGCUGAUGACGUCAGAUAAGGCUGAAUCAUGUCAGGGAGAUUUAAGUACAUUGGCCAGUGUGGUUACAUCAUUAGCGAAUCUUGGAAAAACUAAAGAUCUUUCUCAAAAUAAUAAUGAAAUGUCUAUGAUUGAAAACUUAAGCAAUGAUGAUACCUCUCUGUGUGAUUUUCAAGAAAUGCAGACCAAUGGUGAUGUUUCAAGGGCAUUUGACACUCUUGCAAAAGCAUUGAAUCCUGGAGAGAGCACAGCCUGCCAGAGCUCAGCAGCAUGCAUGGAAGGAAGUGUACACCUCAUCCCUGGAGAAUCAAGCAUAAAUUAUACCGAAAAAGAGGGGCCACUUCUCAGCGAUUCACAUGUAGCUUUCAGGCUCACCAUGCCUUCUCCUAUGCCUGAGUACCUGAAUGUGCACUACAUUGGGGAGUCUGCCUCCAGAUUGCUGUUCUUAUCAAUGCACUGGGCACUUUCAAUUCCUUCUUUCCAGGCUCUAGGGCAAGAAAACAGCAUAUUACUGGUGAAAGCUUACUGGAAUGAACUUUUUACUCUUGGUCUUGCCCAGUGCUGGCAAGUGAUGAAUGUAGCAACUAUAUUAGCAACAUUUGUCAAUUGUCUUCACGGUAGUCUUCAACAAGAUAAAAUGUCAACAGAAAGAAGAAAAUUGUUGAUGGACCACAUCUUCCGACUACAGGAGUUUUGUAACAGCAUGGUUAAACUCUGCAUUGAUGGAUAUGAAUAUGCCUACCUGAAGGCAAUAGUACUCUUCAGUCCAGAUCAUCCAGGCCUAGAAAACAUGGAACAGAUAGAGAAAUUUCAGGAAAAAGCUUAUGUGGAAUUCCAAGAUUAUAUAACCAAAACAUAUCCAGAUGACACCUACAGGUUAUCCAGACUACUACUCAGAUUGCCAGCUUUAAGACUGAUGAACGCUACCAUCACUGAAGAAUUGUUUUUCAAAGGUCUCAUUGGCAACAUACGAAUUGACAGUGUUAUCCCACAUAUUUUGAAAAUGGAGCCUGCAGAUUAUAACUCUCAAAUAAUUGGUCACAGCAUUUGAAAGCUACAACUCCAAAGCUAUAAACUUAACUGUUCUUUGCCAGAACACAACAUACCAAAUUGAACUUACUGCUUUUGGGGCAUCUGGAAAUUUUUACUUUAAAAACCAAAAUCCAAGGUAUUUUUAUUUUAGCUUCCUUAAGAAUUUUUGAAGUGACUGGGCAGGCAGCAGAAAUUAAAUGAAUUUUUCUUCCUGAUUCCUUUAAAUGAAUAAGAAACACUACACAUUGAUUCUUGGUGAAGAUGAUAUCUGAAGCUGUUACCUCUUGAUUAUCUAAACUAAGCUCUCAUUCUAUUUUAUAAAACAAAUAAAUUAGUCCGUCUUUACUGAAUUGUGUUCUAGUCAUAUUUAACUUCAUUAUGAACUAGUAAAAAUAGUUAAUGUCCAGAAAUCCUUAAUGAGGAGUUCCUUGCAUUUUACUCUGCCAUAAUAAUUUCUGUUUUAAUUACCAUAUCAAAAUAAGAUUAUUUUAUGCUUAUUGGUAUAAUGACUAUAUUAGAACUAUAGGAAAUAAUUGAAUAUAUAUUUUUGAUUUCUGUAAAUAUCAUGGUGUCCCUUAGCAAAUACCACUCUUAUUGGUGGCGGUGAGAUAGGCCUUUUAUGAUCUUAAGAGUUUCUAUUUUUAAUGUAUAUUAUUAGUUACAAGCACUUUUUAUUUAUAUAGCAGAAAAUUGUUUUUGAGAAUAAGCUAGUAUUGAUAUUUUAAUAUUUUUAGCUUCCUGCUGUGUUGUUUUUUGUUUUCAUUUAUAGAAGUGGGAUUUCACUGUGUUGCCCAGUCUGGUCUCAAACUCCUGGGCUCAAGUAUUCCUGCCUCAGCCUCCCAAAGUACUGGGAUUACGGGCGUGUGCCACUGUGCCUGGCCUACUGCUAUCUUUUGAAAGUAAAGACUAGCCAGGCAUGGUGUCUCAUUCUUAUAAUCCCAGCACUUUGGGAGGCUGAGGCAGGCAGAUUGCUUGAGCUCGGGAGUUCAAGACCAGCCUGGGCAUUACAGUGAGACCCUGUUUCUAUAAAAAGAAAGAAAGAAAUAGAGACUAAGUGAGCCCAAAAUGUUUCACUAUUUCAAAAAAGAUAUUAAAAUUGUUGCUCUUUCAUUCCAUAAAAAAGGUCUGAUCUCUCUCCCACUUUUCUGACCUGAAUUAGAGUUUCCCAACCCUGUCAUACAUGAGUUUUAGCCAGUUUUUUUUUAGGUCACUA